CCCGGUGGCGCGAGGGCUGGGCUCGGGGAGGCGUCCGCGGGCGUCCGGGAGCAGGUGACAGCUUCAGCGGCGGCUGCCGGGAGUGCGUCCCCUCUGCUCUAGCUCCCGGUCUGUGUUCUCUCAGCGAGGUGCUGUGAUCGGAGCAGUAAUGCCGGGACGGGCCGGGGGCGGGGGAGUUGCUGGACGAUGUCGUGGGGGCCCCGGGCAGAGGUCGCCCUGGGCUCACACUAGGAACCCAAACCCCUUUCCCUUAGCUGCCUUUCUCCUUGUCCCCCGCCCCCGCCCCCGCACACGCGAGUCAGGUAGGCGUCAGAAGCAGGGCCUGUGCAGGUGCACCCCCGGGGUUUGCAGCCUGACUUUCCGCCUCCUCGUUUGGGAUCUUGCAGAGUCUUAGCCACUGGCGUCCCAGUCUCCUCAUCUGCGAAUGGAGAUCGGUCGAGGCUGCUCAUAAGGCUUCCAGGAGCCAUGCCUGCGAAGAGCUUAGAACAGUCCUUGGCGCUGGGGAGAGGCGGGAGCCGGCUGUUACUCCCCGCCGUGUUGCUUUGGGGCCAUCCGUUCCCACCCUCCGGCUCCUCACCUGAAUGGUGGAGAUCGGAGCGCUGGUCUCCCUGGUCAGUGUGGAAGAGUCCGUGAGCUGCUGGAGGACGGGGCAGGAGCGGUGUGUUCCCGGGGUCCAGAUGCCGCGCCCCACAAAUGGCCGAUGGAGUAACUCAGCAGGGGAGUGUCUGAGUGAUUCAUGCUGUGGUGACCACGGCGGUGGAGACCGAGAGACCCUGGCUGUGGGAGAACUAGGCCAGGGGCCCAGCAGUAACCUCAUCCAGAGAACAUGGCCAGUGGAAUUCUGGUCCUGUUUGUCCUACUUGUUAGUUUCAGGACGGUUGACAUGCCCCUGUUUCCCAAUAAUCCCGCAGGACACAACAGAAAGUGCUGUCCCCACCGUGUAGGUGAAGAGUUACGGUCAGGGAGGAGGUGUGACAGUCACAGAGAUGCACAGCAGAAAUGCGACUUCAGAGGGCUGCCUGGCAGGCUCAGUCAGUAGUGCAUGUGACUCAGACUCUUGCUCUCAGGGUCAUGAGUUCAAGCCUGGUAGGGCCUCCUGAAAAAAACAGAAAGAAAGAAGGAAAAAGGAAAGGGGACCUCAAUGCCCUGGACUUGUUAGGCUCCUGAAAACUAGGUUAACUGGGUUUGGUUCUGCCCGUCCUGCAGACUCGGCGAGGAUGUCUGUGCCGUCCUCCGACUCUCGGGUCCACUCAAGGAACAGUACGCUCAGGAAGGUCGUGGAGGGCAUCUCUCAGCCCAUCUGGCUGGUGAGUGACACACGGAGGCUGUCAGACAUCCAGUGGUUCCGGGAGGCCUAUGGGGCUAUGACACAGACGGUGCGCGUGGUGGCCUCGGAGCAGAGCCGACAGCAGCGCGGCUGGGAGUUCACCCCAGGGGUUGAUGAUGCCGAGUCAGAGUGUGGCCUGGAUGACUUUGGGGCCUUCGACUGGGUCCUUGAGAACCACGGGGACGAGCGGCGCCUGGAGGAGCAGCUGGAGAACCUGGUGGCGUUUGUCCAGUCCCGGCGUCCGUGCCGGGUCCCGGGAGCGGCGGACGCUGCGCCUCUCCCGGACGUGUGGUCUCCGACGCCGGCUGAGGGCCCGGCCGAUGCCUGACAAGCCAGGACACCGCGGGGACCUCGCCUCGGGCACAGGACCACCCCUCCUCUUUAGGAGGAGACCGAAGGGCAAAGAGGGUCCCCGGUGCCGGCCCGGCUGCCCUGUCUGGACGCCCUCAGCCCAGGGCUCCCAAGCCUAAUAAACCGUCCUGGAGCGCA
Molecule: messenger RNA, 1816 nt
Organism: Neogale vison (American mink)
Lineage: Eukaryota; Metazoa; Chordata; Mammalia; Carnivora; Mustelidae
Gene: PMVK
Product: phosphomevalonate kinase
Exons: 4
Coding region: 1218-1655 (145 amino acids)
Biological process (GO): isopentenyl diphosphate biosynthetic process, mevalonate pathway; cholesterol biosynthetic process
Cellular component (GO): cytoplasm
Molecular function (GO): phosphomevalonate kinase activity
Source: RefSeq, a predicted model, not a curated record